Messenger RNA from Brenthis ino (lesser marbled fritillary), 3249 nucleotides. The record is from the annotation of a GenBank genome assembly. Lineage: Eukaryota; Metazoa; Arthropoda; Insecta; Lepidoptera; Nymphalidae.
AUGGCCCAAGUUGUAACUUUACCGCCUCCAGGCCCCAUACAUAGGCCACCUAGAGACUUUCUUAAAGAAAACAUGGAAGAAAUAAGGGAAUUAAGUGAGCUAAAUCGUGAAAAAAAUGAAGCUGAAGCUGAAAAAAGGAAGCAAGAUGAAGAAAUAGCUUUACUAAAAGAGAUGGGAAUAUUAGAUAAAAAAGGAGAACUCAAAAGUACUGUUAAUUCUAGAACAAACUCUCGUAGCAAUUCGCCAAGUAAAGUAAAUUUUCGGUCACGUUCAAACUCUCCGUCAGCUAUUUUAAUUUACGAAAAUAUGCCUGGUAGUACUGAAAACUUAAAUAAGGAAGAAGGAUUUUCUAAGCCUGUGGCGCACCGAUCCCGCUUAAGAUCCGUGUCUAAAUCUCAACCUGAAUCGAAUAAUGUAUCGCCAAAGCAUUCGAAAAUACCGAAACGUCAAGGUUCUGUUUCGCCAACAAGAACUAAUUCAAGACAAUCGUUAGAAAGAAAUUUAAACCGUAACCAGAGGUACAUGUCUAACAGCACGAGCAGCAUUCAUGAAACUAUAAGAAUAGGAAGUCAAGUUCAUGAUAAAAGGGCAAGUCAAAGUACUCAACAUUUAAGUGUUUCUCCGCAUAUAAAAGGUAAGCCUCCUAUAUCUCCAGGAAAAACUGGACCACCGCCUUCCAAUAAAUUCAUAAAUCCUAAAAGACUAUCACCUAUAGUUGGGACCCCUAAUAAAAGUCCCGUUGAAGAUCCAAAAAUUGGAUUAGCUAGAACACCAACAAAACCAACAACAGCUGCGAGAAAACCCACAAAGACUGCUGGAAUUACACCUGCUACAUCUAGAUUAAAUUCUAGACCCCCUAGCAGAGCGGCAAGUAGAGACCCAAGUCCUGAAAAACGUAAGCCUGCUGCUAAAACUACGGCCAAACCUGUUAAUGGUGUUUCGAGAACUACCGCUAGAACACCAAAUACCAAAACUACUCAAAAACCUCCUGUGUCAAAUAAAACGGAACCAAAAAAACCUGUUAGUAGAACAAAUAGUGUCAAGAAUCUUAGUAGAACUCCAAGCACAAAAACUUUAAACGAGAAACCUCCAUUAAGCAGACAAAUAAGCAAAAAAGAUCUUUCUGAAAAGUCUAAAUCAACAUCAAAACUUAACGAAGUGGCAGCUAAGAAAACUAAUAUAGAAAAAAAUGUAGCCAAAAAAGAAGACGGUGCAAAAAUUACAAGCGUUGUUAAGAAAAAAGAGAAGGAAGAAGAAAAUAAAGUAGACGCCAACGUCGGAGAUGAAAUCAUAAAACACGACAAUGAGACUCAAUAUGACAAAGCUAAAAAUGAAACAGAGGACCUUGUUAUUCUGACUAAAAAAAAUGUUGUUUCUAUGACAACAGCAGCAAUUACAUCGCAGCCUUUAGAAGUUGUAGCCACAGUUACUAAUCAAUUACCUGCAGCUCUAGAAAAAGCAAGAGAGAAAAGAAUUUCUGAAAGAAUGAGUUCCGAUUCCUUAUUAGGUAAAGAAGAUGAAAAAGAGAUAAAAUCUGUAGAAGAAGAAAAGAAACCAGUUAAAACAAAAAAUCAUGAACGCACAAUUUUUACAGAAGAUCAUAUACGAUUAAGGCUUUUACAACCUCCCUAUAAUAAUCCCCAAGUUGAAAAGGUUAAACAAAAAAUAGAUUGUAUUUUAAAAGAGCCAGAAAUUUCAACAGAAAAUAUAUUAGCAGCGGCCAAAGCUAAAGAAGCUACAAAAACUAUAGCUGAAAAAGCUAAGUCCGUCGCAAAAGAGGCUGCAAGCGAAGUUACCGACAUGGAAAUAGAAAAGAAAGAUAAAAUAAUCAAAGAAGGAGAAGAAAUGAGUUCAAAAAUUCGAUCAGAGGCGACAAAAAUAAUCGAUAGCAUAAUGACUCCAAUAGAAGAACCAAAAGAAAUUCAAAGGCCAAGAAUAGACACCAAGAAAACUAUAGAGCCUAUAGUGACUGUUGUUAGUGAAAAGAAAAUGGCAUCCAAAAGUGAUAUUGAACAGAUAAAUGAGACUUUAGUGCAAGGUGGACCAGAAGUCGAAGUGCAAAGUUCAAAUUUGUCGACGCCUGGUGUAGAAAAAGCUACAUUGCUGAGUAAAUCGACCAAAGGCAGUGCAUCCGACAAAUCACAUAGUAACGGCGGGUUUCCACAAAGUACCGGUACUACACCAAAACCACCUCCAAGAACUAAUCGCGAUCAAAAGUCUAAGAGUCAGAGUCCACCUGAGGCUCCAAAAACUGAGCAAGCACCCGCAAAACCGAAUAUUUGUUCACGAUUGAUGGACAAAUGCAAAACGAAAUGCUGUUCCUGCUGCACGAAGCCUCAAGAGGAAGAACGAGAAGCCUCGAAAGAACCUGAACAGAGCACAGAAGAUCAAAUCGACACAGAACCAGCAGAAAAGCAAAAGUUUUGGGAAAACAUGAGCUGCUUUAAAAAGAAAGUUCCAGAAGAGGAUGUAGAAAUUGCUGCUGGGAAAGGAACGACAAUAGAAUUCGAAACAGAAACGAAACGUAAACGUAAAUUGCGAGAUAUAUUGUGUGCGUACUGUCGUCGCCGCAAAGUCAGUGAUAUCGAACCGCCUCAUCAUGCUGAACCAUCACCACCUGUGAUGACAGAAGAUGUAGUCAAGGAAACUGGAUGCUGUGGAAAAAAGAAGGAAAUUGAGAGACGCGACAGUAUACUGAGUGACCAAACACCAACUGUUUGCUGCAACAACCGCUUCGGCCGAUGGAUACGAGGCGCGUGUCGACGACAAUCAGAGCAAUCUUCGAGUAGAAGAACCAGCCUGUUUUCCAAGAAUAAGAGUCUCUCUCCUACUUUACCACCUGAGGAUACGCGCAAGAAAUUAGACCCGUCUUUGAUAGAGCAUACGAGUGUUAUGCGAGGCGCCAUACCAGUGCUGCCAGCGGUUCUUGCUUACUUCUGUCUAUUCUGCAACAUCAUCGUACCGGGACUUGGCACAAUCUUCAGUGGCAUGUUCUGUCUGUGUUUCGGGAUACCUCGCUUCGGUGUGCACGACGGAGCUAAACAUAGGAUAGGCUCUUUUAUAAUCAACCUUUUAGUUGGCUGCGGACAGCUAUUCACGGUACUGUUCUGUCUCGUUGGCUGGGGGUGGUCUAUUUGGUGGGGAGUCAUCAUGGUGAAGACAUCACGUAAAUACUAUAAGCUAAAAGCCGAAGCCGCGGCGGAGGAAGCGGACGCGCCUCCCGUCACUUCUAACAAUCACACACGCGCG